CUGGGUAGCGUAGUUCCCUGCCAGUUCACAUCCGCACGCGCUCUUCUCAGGACAUCGCCUCACAUUUCCCCCACGCACCGCUAAUGACUUUCUCGUUAAUUGCUGUCCGCCGCCCCGGUGUACGGUGCACCGGGGGAAGUCCGUUAUUUGCACCUGAUCCGUCGUGGGCGCCGGUGGGGAAAUGGUAAUGGAGGAGGGGCGUCCGGGCCCUUCAAAACCCGCCAGUGACAGGCGGCCCCAGAAGCGGGAGAAGAAGGACAAGCAGCAGGACCAGCAACAGCCCUGCGAGGGUUUCAGUAUUAAAGCCAUGAUGAAAAACAGCGUGGUAAGAGGGCCCCCACCUGCAGGAUCAGUAAAACGAAGACCAGCAAAACACACGGCUUUUCGCAAGUUUUAUGACAGAGGAGACUUUCCAAUUGCUGUUCAACAUGAGUGUGUCGGAAACAAAAUCGCCUGGAAGGUACAGAUUGAAGAACUGGACUAUCAUUACUUUCUGCCUUUGUUCUUUGAUGGGCUUUGUGAAACAGAAUUUCCAUAUGAGUUUUUUGCUCGUCAAGGAGUCCAUGACCUAUUGGAGCACGGUGGAAGCAAGAUUCUUCCUGUUGUUCCACAGCUCAUUAUCCCAAUAAAAAAUGCACUGAACCUUCGUAACCGACAGGUCCUCUGCACCACACUGAAAGUCAUCCAGCACCUGGUGGUGUCGGCUGAAAUGGUGGGGGAGGCCUUGGUGCCCUAUUAUCGGCAAAUUCUCCCAGUCCUAAGCAUCUUUAAGCACAUGGAUGUUAAUUUAGGUGAUGGUAUAGAAUACAGCCAGCAGAAGCGUGAAAAUAUUGGAGUUCUCAUCCGAGAGACAUUGGAACUCUUUGAACGCUACGGUGGAGAAAAUGCUUAUAUAAACAUUAAAUACAUGAUUCCCACUUACUGGUCGUGCAUGUAAACUGAAUUAUAUUAAAUGGGAUGAUUCCAUCUGUGCUCUGAAAAAACUAUCUGACUCUGUAUGGCAUCUUGUUAGUCAUGCUUUAUCUUCUCUACAGCUGCUAAAAUAGUGGCUUCUGGGGCAUUGGAGUGCUAGCACUAUUGUGAACAAGGCUUUCCAAUACAUAAAUAGUGUCUGUUCCUUUGAUUACAAUGGUGUACUGUGCUUGUUUGUUCCCUGAAAGAAUCACUCCUUUAUAACAGAGCUGACU
Molecule: messenger RNA, 1187 nt
Organism: Serinus canaria (Common canary)
Lineage: Eukaryota; Metazoa; Chordata; Aves; Passeriformes; Fringillidae
Gene: PACRG
Product: parkin coregulated
Exons: 6
Coding region: 182-937 (251 amino acids)
Cellular component (GO): cytosol; vesicle; neuron projection
Molecular function (GO): Hsp70 protein binding; Hsp90 protein binding
Source: RefSeq, a predicted model, not a curated record